AUGGCGCCUCCCCCUCACGCGCUCGUCAUCCCCUACCCAGCGCAGGGCCACGUGAUACCUCUACUGGAGCUCGCCCACGCGCUGGUCGACCGGGGCUUCACCGUCACCUUCGCCAACUCGGAGUUCAACCACCGCCGCGUCGUGGCCGCCGCCACCGAGUCGUCGCUGCUGGACCGGAGUAGUAGGAUCCGGCUGGUGGCGGUGCCGGACGGCAUGGAACCAGGGGAGGACCGGAACAACCUCGUCAGGCUGACCUUGCUCAUGGCGGAGCACAUGGCGCCUCGGGUGGAGGACCUCAUCAGGCGCAGCGGCGGCGACGCGGAGGGCUACGGGCCCAUCACCUGCGUCGUGGCGGACUACAACCUCGGCAUGUGGGCGCUCGACGUCGCGCGGAGGACCGGCGUCAAGUCGGCCGCCAUCUGGCCGGCCUCCGCCGCCUUGCUGGCCAGCCUUCUCAGCAUCGACAAGCUCGUCCAGGACAACAUCAUCGACCCAGAAGAUGGGUCUGCACUGAGCCAAGGCACGUUCCAGCUGUCCCCGGACAUGCCCGUGAUGCAGACGGCGCACCUCGCCUGGAACUGCAUAGGCAACCAGCACGGGCAGGCGGCGAUGUUCCGGUGCCUCAUCGCCAGCGUCCGCGCGGUCGACAAGUGCGACUUCAUCCUCUGCAACUCCUUCCACGGCGCCGAGCAGGCGACCUUCGCGCGGUUCCCGCAGAUCCUCCCCGUCGGCCCUUUCCUCACGGGCGAGCGCAAAAAGGCGGCGGUGGUGGGGCACUUCUGGCGGCCCGAGGACGACGCGUGCAUGUCGUGGCUGGACGCGCAGCCGGCGAGGUCCGUCGUGUACGUCGCCUUCGGCAGCUUCACCAUGUUCGACACGCGCCAGUUCCGGGAGCUCGCUCUGGGGCUGGAGCUCUCCGGCAGGCCCUUCCUCUGGGUCGUGCGCCCGGACAUCGUCCUCGGCGGCGACGUCCACGACUACCCCGACGGCUUCGUCGACCGCGUCGGCGGCGCGAGCGGCCGCGGCAUGGUGGUCGCGUGGUCGCCGCAGCAGAGGGUGCUGUCGCACCCUUCGGUGGCCUGCUUCGUCUCGCACUGCGGGUGGAACUCCACCAUGGAGGGCGUCCGGAACGGGCUGCCUUUCCUCGCCUGGCCAUACUUCGCCGACCAGUUCGUCAACCAGGUGUACAUCUGCGACGUCUGGAAGGUCGGGCUCCGGGCCGAGGCCGACGAGGCAGGCGUCAUCACCAAGGAGCACAUCGCCGGCAGGGUGGAGGAGCUGAUGAGCGACGCGGGCAUGAGGGAGAGGGUGGAGGCCUUGAAGAAGGUUGCGCAUGAGAGCAUCAACCAUGGGGGCUCGUCGCACCGCAACUUCGACAUGUUCAUUGAGGCCAUCAAGGCAUGA
Messenger RNA from Miscanthus lutarioriparius, 1404 nucleotides. NCBI's taxonomy places the organism in Eukaryota, Viridiplantae, Streptophyta, Magnoliopsida, Poales, Poaceae. The record is from the annotation of a GenBank genome assembly.